Messenger RNA from Lucilia cuprina (Australian sheep blowfly), 1268 nucleotides. It is a transcript of the gene Ktl, whose product is annotated as BTB/POZ domain-containing protein KCTD12. Gene Ontology annotation, biological process: protein homooligomerization. Bases 543 to 1226 code for a protein of 227 amino acids. The record is from RefSeq and is a predicted model, not a curated record. Lineage: Eukaryota; Metazoa; Arthropoda; Insecta; Diptera; Calliphoridae. Gene Ontology annotation, molecular function: protein binding. The transcript has a single exon.
AAAGUUAAAAAAAAAUAUUUAAAUUAAAAAUUUAAAAGAAAUUUAAUUGAAUUUAGUGACUUUUCUGUUAAAUGUUAAAGAAUAUUUAAAAAUUUAUUCGUGUCAGUGUGUUAAAAAAGAAACAAACGUGUAACACGUGAGAUACAUUAAAAGGAGGAGAAAAUCAAAUAGUAUUUAGUAUUACGAUUACAUCUUCAAAUACACACAAACAACAAAGGACCAAAAUAAAAAAUAAAAGUGAAGAAGAUUGAUAAGUAAUCACACGCACUCACUCUUACUAGCAUUUAAUAGUAAAUUGCCAAAAGGACUUUAAUGGCAAAAAGGAAAUAAAGCAUAAAAUAUACAAGGAAAACAAUUAACGACAUUGUUUGUCUGUGUGUGUGUGUCGGUAACAGUGUAAGAGCAUAGAAGUGAUUAUAAAAUUCAAAACAACAGCAACAGUCACAGCAGUAGUAACUUCAAUUACUUUUGUAGUAAUUAAAAUAAUUAACACAACACACAUAUUAGCCAAACCACCAACACCAGCAUCCCUCGCCAGAAACAUGUCAGAAAUAGUUGAAUUAAAUGUGGGUGGCGUACACUACACCACCACUAUGGAUUCUUUGCUACAGGAUAAAUCAUCAUUGCUACAUGAACUCUUUAGCAAUAAGGAUGAUUUAAUCAAAGACAGCAAAGGCCGAUAUUUCCUUGAUCGUGAUGGUGUACUCUUUCGCUACAUAUUAGACUAUCUGCGUGACAAAACUUUACAGUUGCCCGAGGGUUUUCGCGAAAAACAGCGCUUACAGAAAGAGGCCGACUACUUUAAACUUCAGGGCAUGUCGGAUUGUUUGCGCAAAGAACGUGAUUCACGUUCACCCGGCUGCAUAACUAUCGGAUAUCGUGGCAGUUUUCAAUUUGGCAAGGACGGUCUGGCCGACGUCAAAUUCCGGAAGCUGUCACGUGUCCUGGUAUGCGGUCGAGUUGCUUUGUGCCGUGAAGUUUUCGGUGAUACCCUCAAUGAGUCACGUGAUCCCGAUCAUGGUGGUCCCGAUCGUUAUACCUCUCGUUUUUUCCUGAAGCACUGUUUCAUCGAACAGGCAUUUGAUAUGUUGCACGAUCAAGGUUUUCGCAUGGCGGGCAGCUGUGGUUCCGGUACAGCGGGUUCAGCAGCAGAACCCAAACCGGGCGUUGAUACCGAAGAGAAUCGAUGGAAUCAUUAUAAUGAGUUUGUCUUUGUCAGAGAGUAAGGAAGCUGGAGUUUAGGCCCUAUUGUUUUUGAAGACAUUAAA